UAUAUAAAGCAAGUGCCAUGUAUCUACGUUCUCUACUGCUGGCCUUCACGAUGACGCGCAUUCGGAUUCAACUCCUGGUGGUCGUGGUGCUGCCUCUUUGUUCUCAUGGUAACAGCGACUGGGACACAAUCAAAGCAAAGCUGGCACAAAUGGUUCACCACAAACACCCAGACCCUUCACCAGCACCUUCUGAGAUACAGCCAACGUUUGUUCUGGGUGCAGAGCACGGUCUUGGCCCAGAUGCAGCUAAAGCUGAUGUUGAGCUGGCGCCAGAUGAAGACGUUGUCUGGGAUGUGAAGGUGAAGAGUCUCCUUGAUUCAGGAACGCUAACGGGCCCAGGAUCCGAAGACUUCAAGGACGAGUUGGAGCAGAUGGAAAAGGAAGGGAAACAUCACAUGGAGCUAGAAUUCGUGAGUAAUCCGCAAACCAAUGGUGGUGAGGUAGGAUCUCUGUCUACAGAAGUCAGCAAGGCCGCUGAUCCUGUGGAAGUCAUUGGUGUUGAGAAGAAGAGGAACAAGAGGAGGAGGAAGAAGAAUAUAGCAGGACAGAAAGGUCGUAGAGGGAGGAACCGUGCACUCAGACGGCAGGAGAAACAGAGACAGAGAGAGCUGAAGAAGAAGACACGAUUAGAGAGAAAAAGAAACCGUCAGGCACAGAUCGGAAUCGUGGGAAGGAGAAAAGGACCUGUUACGGUGUUAACAGGUGAAGAACAAAAGACUGAACAGAUUUCAAGAGGUUCACAGAAGGUCGCUAGUCAACCUGCGCAAAUACAGAUUGAGUCUGCGGUGACUGACAGGCAACCAGAUCGCGCCAGUAUCCCCGUGUUUCAACCAUGGAAGGUCCAGAAUCAAACUCCCGAUGAGCAGAAUGCUGACUCGACAAAUAUAGAACCAAGCGAGGAAGAUAAAACUCCUCAAUCAGAGGGAGAUCCAAAUGUGGAGAGACAACCAUAUCGCGCCAGUAUCCCCGUGUUUCAACCAUGGAAGGUCCAGAAUCAAAGUCCCGAUGAGCAGAAUGCUGACUCAGCAAAUAUAGAAUCAGGCGAGGAAGAUAAAACCCCUCAAUCAGAGGGAGAUCCAAAUGUGGAGAGACAACCAGAUCGCGCCAGUAUCCCCGUGUUUCAACCAUGGAAGGUCGAGAAUCAAACUCCCGUGGAGCAGAAUGCUGACUCAGAGAGAAUCAAACGAGACAGUUGGUUCAACCGGAUGUUCAAACAGUUCAAGUCGAAUGGCGGAAAGAAUAUGGUAAAGACUGAAGUCGAGGAUCGUCAGGAGAGUGAGGAGAACAAAGUCAGCAAUGAUGAUGAGGAUGAUGAAGACGAGAACUGGCAGAAGGGGGGUGGUGGAAGCAGAAACAAAGGCCCUGGUGUGAUAACUCAAGAUAUGAUCAUGAUGGCCAGAGAUGGUAAGCCUGGAAAGAACAAUGCAGGCAUGGCCCAGCGUGGGGGAGACGGUGACGACAGAACGGGGGAGAACCCCAACAAGCCACCAAACAAGCCAGAGAUUAGACAACCAGGUGUCGGGGACGGACGGCGUGGAAAGGUGAUGAAUAGCUGGCCCUUGGAUGACAAACAUUCCUUGACGGAGGACGGAGACAGGGACUCACGAGGGGGAGUGGUCCAGCAGACUGUCCCUGGUGAUGCCCCACAGAUGAGACUCCAUGGUGACCAAGCAUACUCGACGACAGCCUGAACAUCGCAGGCGCUGACGACGUGACGACAGCGGCAUCAACACACAUCUUAGUACGUGUCAGCGUCCCCUUUCCCUGACCUGCAACUCAUCUUUUCUCGUAUUACGAUGGUUAUGUGAUGAUGGAUCUCUUUUAUCACUCUUAAAGAUAACGAGGUCUCAAUACAUAAGUCAUUAACAGUCUACAAGGUUAGACAAGUUUUGUUUUGUGAAAAUGUUUUCAUAUAAUACUGUGUUCUAUAUUCUUGCUGACAUCACUUCUCCGAUAUUUCUCAGAUGGAUU
Haliotis rufescens (red abalone) is the source of this 1971-nucleotide messenger RNA. RefSeq names its product pre-mRNA-splicing factor CWC22 homolog. The record is from RefSeq and is a predicted model, not a curated record. The transcript has 3 exons. The coding region runs from base 18 to 1691 and encodes 557 amino acids. NCBI's taxonomy places the organism in Eukaryota, Metazoa, Mollusca, Gastropoda, Lepetellida, Haliotidae.